AUGUAUGAAAAUGAACAAUUAACAUUAACAAAUCAUGAACUUGUUGAAUUAUUUACUGAAGAUUUAGAAAGACAUUUUGAUAAAGCAACAGAUGAAAUUGAUAGAAUAACAACAAUACUUUCAACACCACUUAAAUUAAAACAAAUUUGUCGAAAUCGAAUACGUAAACGUCUUUGUUCUUCUCGAAUAGCUGCUCUUAAUCGACAAACACAUGAACAUUCAUCUAUUUCACCACCAUGA
This is a messenger RNA of Rotaria sp. Silwood2, 240 nucleotides long. The record is from the annotation of a GenBank genome assembly. NCBI's taxonomy places the organism in Eukaryota, Metazoa, Rotifera, Eurotatoria, Philodinida, Philodinidae.